CUCAAAGUGGCGCCACGGAGAGUGGGACCUCCGAUGUGCGUAGGGUGUCAGGUUAGAUCCAAAUAAGGUCUAAGUCUAACUUUUCUUAUUAUCAAGGGAGCGUACUAAGGUCACUUCCGCGAUGACUAAACAACGUGACGAGUCAUGCAUUCUUCGCAUAGCUUUUCCAUUUCUAGUGUUUUAAGAGCACCGAACGUAUUCAACGCCUUUUCGGAAUGGCUGCUUGGUGUAAUCAGAUCUGACCUAAUCAGUUUUGAAGGCUAGAUGCCAUGAGUGAUUACAAUUGAUAUUUGGAUGGACAAUAUACUAUAUGUUUCACGGCGCGGUUAAAUCAGGCACUCGUCAAUCUUGGGGCAUAAUAUGGAGUUAUUGGUAUAAUCUGAGUUUGCCUGACUUUUGAUUUAGAGAAUACCCAUUUGUCUUACAUAGAAGUCGAGAUACUUACGACUGAAGGAAUGGGGACCGCUUGGUAUCUGACGUAAAAUCAGGAGAAAAAAAAUAAUGUUCACCAGUUUGGUGACCUCCAAAGCUUGAGUGUCUCUGGAAACUACAAAUACUUAACAAAUUAACAUUCUUGAGAAAAGUCCGACUAGAAAUGUGUUUUAAAUGGACCUAAAUCAUAUAGAAGCCCAAAACUAAAAAUCAAUAGGAAUUGCCAACAGGCGGGAGAAUGGCAAUUCCUUUGAUUUUAUUGUUUUUAGAGAGCUUGAUUUCACCAUGACGCCUGACUUAUUCGAGUUGUCCUAUCAUGUUGCACAUCUUUCAGAAGUCGUCUUUUCUUUAGCUUUUGCUCUUAUUCGAAUCUUUGUCAAUUGUGUUUAUUUCUGAUACAUGUAUCAUCAUUUUUGGAAGCUUCUUUUUUGUGCGUUGAGUCUUUGCCGAUCAUUUCUUAUUUUUUGUGUGCAGGCCUACCAUUCUAGAUACAGUUAUCAGUUCUCCUUUACUUUCUUCUUUCCAGAAAAUGGAUCUAUCUUGACAUUUAUAAUUUCUCCGAAAUGUUGCUCGCCGAUAAUAGGCACAAUCUUGAUCAGCUCUGUUAGCUCGUAUAAAGGUCUGUACUUCCUUUUCACGGUAUAUGUAACAGAGGCAGAGACAAUUUUAAUGUGACAGUAUUCACUUGCUCUUCGUAGCUAUGCUUUCAUAUUAAGCAUAAACGUCUUUUCUCUGUCAGUGGCAUAUUCGGGAGUUGCUUCUUUACACACUGACAGAUGUCUUGAAAACUGUCUUUGCUACAUCAAGUCACGACUGUGUUAUUUGUUUUUGUGUGUCGUUUGGUACAAGUUCAAAUUGUCAGUCCGUGCGUUUACUUCAGUUUUCUUGGCAUACUUCCUUGGCAUUGUAUUGGUGAAGUCAGUCAAUAUGAGGACAAACUGACAUUAUUUGCUUUUAUGAGUUACAAAGACCAUUACAUCAGAAAUGAUCUAUAAGCUCUAUCAAAACCGUAAGAUUAUUUAGAGUCGUAAUCAAGAUAUUCAAAAAAUAGCAUUCGAAAAAGCUUGACAUGAUAUUGUAAAACUCGCAUUUUUCACGUUAAAUUUCUCAAAACUAGGUACUGGGCAGAUAGAACUUUUGUAAUUCUAAGGUCUAAGGUAACCGUUUUUGAGACUUCGAACCUGUUGGUAGCCAGGCUACGGAGAAAAAGGCUGUGUGACUGAACACGCAGACAAACGUAGACAAAACACUUGUGCGAAGUGGGUUAAGAAGUCAGUUUUCCCCACUGGUUUACGUUUGUCUUCAAUAGGCACAUUUGCCGAUUAGUAUUUUGGAAUGUAACGUUCCAGGUGUUUGUUUUAUUUUAUUUUUUGGGAACUUCCGAGCAGAGAAGUACUACGACUUGGAGAACCAUGAACACCGAUGUGUGUCUCAUAGUCGGCGCUUAAUAAAGAAGACCAGGAAGGGUCAGUGUGAUAUAUUUAUGGUCAUUGAAUUGAACGAACUCAUUCACGGUUUAUUUAAUUCUUUGGAUUGGACAUAAUGGCAGAGAAAACGGAAUUCACCUCACUCCUGACUGCCACCAGACACGAUAGAGUGACAAACAUUUCGGAGGAGUCUUCCUCCUCCUCGUGUGAGGAAAAUAGUGUCCUUUAUUCUAUCAACUCUUGUGUGGAGAGAUGCGUGACCAGUGAAGAGGAAGAAGAGAAAGAAGAAGACGAUGAAGACGAUUGGGACUUUGUGGAUGAGAGAGAUGUGGCGUACCUCACGUUCUCCUCGGAGUCUGCCGGGAGCAGGAUAAGAAGGGUUAAGUGGUCAUCGAUGUGUCCGCUCUGGUUCUGUGGACUGGGCAGGUCUUGCUUUUGCCGAGGACGCAGUGGCCCGAGGUGGCGUCGUUGCAGUUGUAAAUGUAUUGAAAAGAAAGGCGUCCAGUUUCUCCGCCGGGCGCGGGACGGCAUGCUGGAUCGUCUGCUGGUGGUGCAGGGGGCGCUGUGUGCCCUCUGUGUGCUGCUGGCGUCCUUCACCUUCUUCCCGCUAGGUGCCGUCACGGCGGACUUCGAGAACAACUGUCUGCUGUAUGCCAAGCUCAAGAUCAUCCACCUAAGCAAAGAAAAUGACACGAUCAUGCUGGACAUCCAGCGGACAGUGUUUGGCGACAUGGACGAUUGUGAAUACACAACAUACAUCAAUGUCGCUGUGGCCAUUUCCUCUACCAUCUUCAUCUGGUUCUUCGUUCAUAACAGAGCUGUCAAAGGGCAGUUUAAGUCACAGGUGAAGCUCCUGGUUCCUUUUUUCCUCUUCAACUUCGCCUUCUUCAUCUGUGUGCUGGUGUCCAGCAGUCGCAUCGCAGCAGGCAACAGCUCCUGGUGCAGCUUUCUAGAAGACAACAACAAGUACCUGAGGAAGAGGGUUCCUUGUAAAGAAUAUCAAAACCACCCGUGGAUACCAAGCACAGUGUCAAACUUCUACACCUAUUCUAAAAUGGGAGAGAUAUCCUCGUGGCUUCUCACCGUUGCUUUGGCAGUCCAGUGCUGUAUUACCGCGCUACAUAUUUACAGAGAUGCUAAGUCACAUUUGGGCCUAGUAGAGACUUCUGAGAAACAGCCUGGGGAUGAUUCUUUAGGAUACGUGGAAGAGGGCCAGGGUAUUGUGAACAAAGGAGCCGAAGGAAUUUCUCAGGAGGAUUUGCUGGAGGAAGGUGAAGAUGCUGAGAAGACGGACAGUGCUGAACAGUCUCAGCCCGACGGCGAAUCGUUGAUAGCCGUGGACGUGCACACAGAUUCCGCGACGGAGGAGAGUUUCAGGACGUGAAAGAUUGCUCAAGGAGAAACCUUAGUUGUGAUGAAAUUUCAGGCGAAAAAGAACAAGGAACGAAAGGCAUUUGAGUAUUGAAUUGAGUGUUGAAUUGAGGGUUGAAUUGAGUAUCGAAUUGAGUGUUGAAUUGAGUGUUGAAUGAAAUGUGAAUGGAUGGUUGUAAAUAAAUGAUUUUCACCCCCCUUCGACACAAGUAGAUCAAUUCAGGAGAUGGGCUGCUUCGACCCUGCCUGUCUGGGGCACCUGAGCUAAGUGGGAUACAAUAUCCUGGCAGGCAGACGGAGAUACCCAAUGAAUUAAUUCCCCUACUCGUGGAUCAAACUUAUAUCUACUUUAUGUAUCGGUGAAAAUCCUGACCAUUAUACUGCAGACACCGUUGUAAAUGGGUGUCUGUUGUCGUGAGUAGAGUGGACAAUUAAAUAUUAACGCCUACGAAUCUUUCAAAUCAUUAUGAAGGCAUGCUAAUGUGUGCAUGGAUAAUUAUUCUGUGUUCCUCGUGGAAAUUGGAGAAGAGAAAAAUAUAAGGAAUGCAUUUUCGGCAACGUCAAAUGCUACCUUGGAGUGUAAGUUUCAAUUUGCAAUCUUUUUGUGGAAUAAAAUCGAUUAGAAUGUUGGUAUCGAGUGUCCGUUCGCUUCAGCUUUUGCUAAAAUCUGAAUCUUAUUUGUUGCAAGCAACUUAUUCAGUUGUGUAUGCGGGGUAGUACUU
Aplysia californica (California sea hare) is the source of this 3952-nucleotide messenger RNA. RefSeq lists its product as uncharacterized. The coding region runs from base 1975 to 3243 and encodes 422 amino acids. Lineage: Eukaryota; Metazoa; Mollusca; Gastropoda; Aplysiida; Aplysiidae. The transcript is spliced from 6 exons. The record is from RefSeq and is a predicted model, not a curated record.